Carica papaya (papaya) is the source of this 3504-nucleotide messenger RNA. It is a transcript of the gene UBP15, whose product is annotated as ubiquitin-specific protease 15. Gene Ontology annotation, cellular component: nucleus; cytosol. Gene Ontology annotation, biological process: protein deubiquitination. Gene Ontology annotation, molecular function: cysteine-type deubiquitinase activity. The record is from RefSeq and is a predicted model, not a curated record. NCBI's taxonomy places the organism in Eukaryota, Viridiplantae, Streptophyta, Magnoliopsida, Brassicales, Caricaceae.
AACCGCACAGAGAGAAACUGUUUGUCUUACCAUCUGAGGAAUCAAAGAAUCUUUUUGAAGAAGAAGAAGAAGAGGAAGAGGAGGGAGAGGAAGGAGAAAGGAGAAAGUGUUUGCUGGGAUUUUUUUCUUCUUGUUUCUUUUGCUUCAUGAGAGUACUUGACAGGUUGAGUGGCGGAGCUUUAUGAACACUUGCAACUCAAGAUGUUGACAGUAGAUUUUGGACUAUAUGGAGUAAUGUAGCUUCACGAGCCUAUCUUUUGGGUACUGAUUUUGCGGCAACUGGACAUGUAUGUGUUGGUGGGGACAUGCUUGAGCCAAGGGAAGCUGAUAUACCUGUCCUGUUUCUGGUUUUGGUUGUGCUUCCUCUGGUUGCUUACGUCUUACUUGGGAUAUGGAGUGAGGCUGCAAAGAAAAGAGAGAGAGUGAGUUUGCUUGCUCAUUUGGCUGCCGAGGAAGCUCUUAGAGCUGAGGCAAUGGCUGCUGCAAGUGUUAUCCCACUUGUCACUCCUUCAAAAAAUGGACUUCAUGUGUGUGCUAGGUGUUUUAGUCCAGCUACAACUCGCUGCUCCAGAUGCAAGGCUGUUAAAUAUUGCUCUGGGAAGUGCCAAAUAAUUCACUGGAGGCAAGCUCAUAAGCGAGAAUGCCAGCCAUUGGAGAGUGGAAGCUCAUGCUCAUCUCCGAAAGCUGCCUCAAUUGAUGACUCCGUUAUGCCUGAUGAGAGCAUGAACCCCCAGUUAUGUGGUUACAACAUUAAUCCAGCUAUGAUGGAGCAGGUACCUGUGGAAAAUAUAAAUCAUCUUUCAAUGAGCUCUGCUGCUUUUGUUAGCAUGGAUUCCUAUGUGGGUGAUGCCUCUCAACCAUCCAUGCCAGAGAGAAGGUCUAUGGACAAGCGAUGUUCCCAUAAGUCGGGCAGAGAAUCAUUGAAAAAGGAGAAUUCUGCUGUGUUGGGCUCAUUUGAAGAAAUAUCUUGCAGUGACGCUAUCAAUACAGUCUUUAGUCAUUCAUUAAAUGCGGGUUCUAUAAGGCAAAAGUCAAGCACUAGUGACACUGUUGUUUCUGAAGAAAUUCUCAAAAAGCAAACUCACAUGCAUAUCGGCGAUCAAGCUAGAGCCAGAAGUACCCUGCAGAAUGAAAAAAGUAGCAAGCAUCAAGGCCAACAUGGGAGCUUUCCAGAACCAAGAAGCAACAAUGGAUUUUCUAGUUCUUCAUAUUCUCCAACAACUGGGGCAAAUUUUUACAAGACUGAAACAGAGUUUCUGAACGGUGAAAAUUUAUCGAGAACAGCGAGUGCAUUUAGUAAUGAAACUGUCAAACCAAACUGUUGCUUGGAAAAAACAGCAGCUAAAGGAGUUGUAAAAACUAAGAGUUUAACAAAUCCUCAGGGGAUAAAAAAUGCAAAGUUGCCCAAAUCACCUGGGAAAGUGUCUGGAGAACAUUUGUAUGUUGAAAAAGAAAGGAAAAGAGAAAUUGCUGAUGAAUCAAAAGGUACAAGGACAAUGGAUACCAUCCUAGCACAUGAAAACAGUGGGGUUGCAAGCGUGGGAAUUAUGAAGAUGAUGGGUUUAAGAAAGUCCACAAAACUUGCCAUGCAGAAUGGGUCAGCAAAGUAUGAUGAUAGCCCCAAGAAAAUUAAAAUGCUUUUUCCUUACGAGGAAUUUGUGAGGUUCUUUCAGUGUGAAGUCUUUAACUUAUCACCUAGGGGACUUGUAAACUGUGGGAACAGCUGCUAUGCUAAUGCUGCGUUGCAGUGUCUAACCAGCACAAAGCCUCUUAUAAUUUAUUUGCUCCAACGAUCACAUUCAAGAGCCUGUUGCGGAAAAGAUUGGUGCCUCAUGUGUGAACUCGAGCGACAUGUAAUGAUGUUAAGAGAAACAGGGGGCCCCUUGUCGCCUAGCAAAAUCCUUUUACAUAUGCGAAGUAUCAAUUGCCAUAUUGGUGAUGGAAGUCAAGAAGAUGCUCAUGAAUUUUUAAGGCUUUUGGUUGCAUCUAUGCAAUCCAUAUGUUUGGAGGGAUUAGGCGGAGAAAGUAAGGUUGAUUCCAGAUUGCAAGAGACAACUUUCAUACAACAUACUUUUGGUGGACGUCUUCAAUCAAAAGUCAAAUGCUUGAGGUGUUCUCAUGAGUCGGAACGAUAUGAAAACAUCAUGGAUCUUACACUGGAGAUAUAUGGCUGGGUUGAGUCCUUGGAGGAUGCACUGACUCAAUUUACGACUCCUGAAGAUCUGGAUGGAGAGAACAUGUAUAGAUGUGGAAGGUGUGCUGCCUAUGUUCGAGCAAGAAAGCAGUUGAGCAUACAUGAGGCACCAAACAUCCUGACAAUUGUGUUGAAGAGAUUCCAGGAAGGAAGAUAUGGUAAAAUAAAUAAAUGUAUCACCUUUCCGGAUAUGCUGGAUAUGAUUCCGUUUAUGACUAGAUCAGGUGAUAUUCCUCCUCUUUACAUGCUUUAUGCUGUUGUGGUGCAUUUGGAUACGCUGAAUGCAUCUUUCUCGGGGCAUUAUGUGUCGUAUGUAAAGGAUUUGCAAGGCAAUUGGUUCAGGAUAGAUGACACUGAGGUUCGUCCAGUGCCAAUGAGCCAGGUGAUGUCAGAAGGAGCAUAUAUCUUAUUUUACAUGAGGUCUUGUCCUCGUCCUCAAAGAGUGCAAAUGGUGAAAACCAUUAGGAAACAAGUUAUAACCCCGGCUAAGCACAGCAUAUCAAAAGAUCACAAGCCUUCAAGAACAGAUGAAAGAAAACCUGACUAUCAUUUUGUUGGCACACAGCCCUCGCCAGAUCCCAGACCGGAAAUUGGUACCAAUUUUGCCAAUCAUACCAUGAAUGGUAUUUGUAGGAGUGUAAACAAUAAUAGCCUGCCAACGAUGGAAACAUCUGCUCAGCUACCCAGCAUGGAGUUCUCUGAUGCUACAUUGAGUGAUUGGUCCCUAUUUACAAGUUCAGAUGAGGCAUCUUUCACAACUGAGAGCACUAGAGACUCUUUCAGCACAGUGGAUUAUGCAGAUGCGGAUCCAUUCUCAAUCUUCAGCACUCCAUAUGGUCUGGAAUCAUCCUCUCAUAAUACCGUUGCUUGUAGAAUGUUUGCAAAUAGUAGGCUACAGACUAGGUUCUUUUCGGAGGAGAAGGGUUAUGUCGUUGAUUCAUACUCGUCCUGGCACACUCUAAACCGAGUGCAGAAAAGAGACAGAGUAAAACAAGUCAGUGAUUCUUUGAGUGAAUCCUCUUCUGAUUGUAACUCCAGCAUGUAUGUAAAAUAUGGGAGUAAUCUGAAAUACCCUUAUGAGCGGAUGAUGACUUCAUCCACUCAUUGUAUACAAUAGUUCAUGGAGGAUUUCAACUGAUUUCGUAGAUUUUACUUAGGCAGGUUGACUUGGUGCCCCAAAAUUUUUGUUUCAAUGCUUUGUUGAUUGGGGCGUGUGAAUCAUAUAAGAAAAAAAGAAAACCAGGAAAAAAGAAAUAUUCUUGUUGUCUCUUCAAAUUACUUCUCAAAUUUGUAAAGUUCUUCAUUUCUCA